This is a messenger RNA of Aureobasidium uvarum, 831 nucleotides long. NCBI's taxonomy places the organism in Eukaryota, Fungi, Ascomycota, Dothideomycetes, Dothideales, Saccotheciaceae. The record is from the annotation of a GenBank genome assembly.
AUGUCGCUUGUCCGUGCUUUCACCACCAGACGGGCUGCCCGCAAGAACUCGGACCUGGAUCGUUCUGCCAGUCAGCGCAACCAGCGUCCCAAGAUUUCCGGUCCUAUCGAGUUGAUCUCGACGACAAACACUCUGGCAUACGAGGCCCCUGACAUCUUCGGAACCAACCCCAUCGCCCACAAGGCAGGAGUCCUUACAACCUCUUCCAGCUCCAACAGCCUGAGCUCGAUCGAGUACAGCGACUCUAGCAGCAUCGGCCACCGCUCUGGAGGUACCUUCACAGACGCUUCUUCUUUCGACGAGUCGCCUUUGUCUCCGGAGCCUAACCACCUCAGCUGCUACUUCAAGCCUUCCGUCUACGAUGAGCCUCUGCAGCACAGCCACAACCGCGAUACUUCUGUCAGCUCAUUCCUUCCCUCCGGCGCUGCCCCUGUCCUUCCUCAACGCGCACCCUCGCACAGCAAGCACGCCCACCAGUUGAGCCACAAGCGAUCAGUCUCUCGCGACUUGAGCCACAAGCGCUCGAUCUCGCGCAACCCUCCUUCCUUCCCCGAAGACAUCAUCACUACCAGAGACUCGACCGACUUCUUCCGUGCUUCUGGCCCUGCCUCACCUCACCCUUUCGGCAAGGAGCUCGAGCAGCUCAACGAAAUCGCCGAGGAGUUUGGAAGCACAGUUCGCGAUGUUGAGGCCGACGCAGACCGUGUCUUUAUGGACGCCCAUGGCCUGGAUCAUUUCUCUGCCAACGACUACAUGAUGGAAAUUGCAGACAUGCUCAACGUCAUUUUCGAAGAUGAACCUACACCGUACGAGGAGGCUGGAUUUUUCUAG